Corticium candelabrum is the source of this 911-nucleotide messenger RNA. RefSeq names its product apoptosis regulator R1-like. Gene Ontology annotation, biological process: intrinsic apoptotic signaling pathway in response to DNA damage; extrinsic apoptotic signaling pathway in absence of ligand; regulation of apoptotic process. NCBI's taxonomy places the organism in Eukaryota, Metazoa, Porifera, Homoscleromorpha, Homosclerophorida, Plakinidae. Gene Ontology annotation, molecular function: protein heterodimerization activity; protein homodimerization activity. Bases 98 to 706 code for a protein of 202 amino acids. Gene Ontology annotation, cellular component: mitochondrial outer membrane. The transcript has 3 exons. The record is from RefSeq and is a predicted model, not a curated record.
UUAUAUAGUACGGCAUGGAAUUAGCCAGCUCUGCAUUUUCUAGUGGGACUGUGGUGACUGCAGUUCGCGUAUUGAUCAAGCGGGAAGACGGAGCUGGAUGCCACCUAGACUUGCUAUGACAUCUCAAGACGCAGAUCCAGCAGGGAGCACCGUCACAACACAUCGUUCUAGGCUAUUGGAAGAGUGUCAUCGUCUUAUUGACUUGUACGUGCACGUGAAAGCGACGCAAUCAACCGAAUACAACAUCGAGUGUGCAUAUGACGCAGUAGUGAUCCGGACUGCUCGAGAAGUAGAGAAGAGGCAUGUCGCUCAGUUCGACGAGAUGUGCUCGAAGCUAAACAUUACUCAAUCUGGUGCCUAUUCGACCUUUCAAAGUGUGUGCCAAGAGUUGUUCUCCACCGGAAUCAAUUGGGGUCGAGUGUCCGGGUUUUUUGCUUUUGGGGGAGCACUAGCUGAGGCCUGUAUCGAAAAACGUGUGCCCAAUGCAAUCAAACAAGUCAGUCAUUGGAUGAAAUCUUUCUUGGAAGGAAGUUUACUAGAAUGGAUUGAGAGCAAAGGAGGCUGGGAAGGGUUUGAGCAACACUUCAGUACUAAAACACAACCGUCCCAGUUCACUAGUGGUUGUAUGACGUCUUCCUCGAUGAAGAAAAUGUUAGCUGUUGGCCUCGGUUUCGGUACAUUGUUGUUGAUGGUGUCUGUGAAAUGAGGAUCAGACUUUGGAAUGCCUGAACUACAGACAUCUUGUUAGGCGAAUUCAAGGUGUUUUGGUGUCACUGUUAGCUUGGAAAUGAUUAGAAAUAUUGUUGUGCUGUGAUUUGCUAAUGGUAGGCUUUGUCAAGCAAUGAGCGUUUUUGAUAAGUCUGUUUGCUGCUUUAGCUUUUAUUGGUUUAUAAAAAAGUUCUCAAACUGUA